UGCCUUUUCAUAGAAUAUAUUACCUAAAGUUGCAGACUCUUACUUCAUCUUUCUUUGUUAUGUCACUGUUUGGAUGCACUGAGGGAAAAGGAAACAGCUUUAAAGCUGCAUCUGAUUCUUAAAAAGCUGAGUGUGAGUUUAAAACUAGAGUGGCUUAUAUGAAGUAUGUAUCAAAUACAUCUCCAAACUGUAUUAGCAGCUUACUCUAUCUGCAGAAAAAUGACUUGAAGUAAUAUUUACAUACAUCUACUACAGAUGCUCUCAUGUGCCCCUAUUCUCAGUGCUGCCCUCUUGUGUUUAGGGUUUUCAUGUACCUGUUAAAAGCAUGAAUGAGAGGUGGAUCAAAACAAAAAACAAAAAAACAAAACAAGAUAUUUAUGCACAUCCAUUACAGAUACUUCUGUGUUUCUGUAUUCUAAUGCUGCCCUCUUGUGUUUAGGUUUUUUAGCAGCUUGAAUCAGUAAGCCUGUUGAAUAAUAUAUCAAGUGGUCUUAGAGGAGAAGAAUGACAUAAUGUACAUGUUCAUGUACCCUGUAAAAUGCACUGAAUGAGAGGUGGAUCAAAAAAAAUACAAGAGCUGUCCUAAGCCUUGUAGUCAUUACAUCACAUCUAAAGUGGGACGAAACAGCAGCCAUAGUUGGACUAACCUCUUUGGUAGGCAUUAAUGAGCCUCUGCACACCUCCUGCUCUCUGAACACUGAGUUUGUACCUUGUCAUUUUCAAGUUCCAACCUAAAGCAGACUCCACAUGGCAAUUUCAUUAUUUCCCCAAACACCCAGAAACCAACUAGUUCCAACCAACUCCUGCUCUGGAUACUACUAAAGAAAUAAAUCAUCAUUAUCAAAUGACCAUGAAUACAACUUGUCAUAGCAGAAAAAGCACAGGUGUAACUGAUAAAAUUGAUUUGUUUAUUCAACAGCAGACGAUGGUAACCACUUAUUUAUUUGCUCUUAUUCUAAACAUAGAGUGACUGGAAUAUUUGUUUGCCAUAAAAUUUGACAGAUGCUACUUUUACUCAUUCUAAUGCUGUCUUGAUUUAAUAAAUAUACAGAUUUUUCUUAUUGAAUUUAUUGAUUAUUGAUUGAUUAUAAGUAUUCCACUGCAAUGAAAGACUGAUGCAAUGAAAGCAUUUUUUAUCGAUCCUGUCAAAGAGGUGAUAAUGUAACUACAUUUUAUUAUUGAGGUUGUAGAGGCUGAAAGGAGAGUAUAUAUCAACCAUCAUUUCUUAAUACAUGAUAUGACUUCGUCUACAUUCAUGUGCAUCCUUAUAUGCAAAUAUGACUUGUAGCUUUCCCGUACUGGUUUUACUGGUAUGAAAAAAGGCUUAUGUGACAGGAAAAGCAAGAAAGAGUAGAUUCCAGCGUUGACAUUUUGACAUUUUGUAAGUGUUACUGUGGGUAAUAAAGAGAGAAAAAUGACCAAAAAAAAUGAGAGAAGGCUGGUUUGGAGGUUUGAAAGAGGGUGUGUCGAACCCUAUUUAAAGGUUUGUGUCUGGACUCUCUGUUCAAAUACCUCUCUUCCAGCCUCUCGUUCUACACAAGUCUUCAUACAACGCUGACACCAUGGCAGGUCUCCCAGCGGCAAUGGCAAUACUCAUGGACACCUUCGACAGAUAUGCUGGAAAAGAAGGAGACAAGAAGACUUUGUCCAAGGGAGAACUCACUGAACUGCUCCGCAACGAGCUUCCUGGGGCAAGCGCCUCAGACAAAGCUGCUGUGGACGAAUUCUUCAGCAUGCUGGAUGACGACAAGGAUGGUGUUGUUGAUUUCAAGGAGUAUGUUACUUUUGUAACAGCCCUCACUGUGAUCUGCAAUCAGUAAUAAAUGCUUUGGCUAUGCUGCUUCAGAACUCAAAUAAACUCUGUUGCUUUA
Molecule: messenger RNA, 1871 nt
Organism: Lates calcarifer (barramundi perch)
Lineage: Eukaryota; Metazoa; Chordata; Actinopteri; Centropomidae
Product: ictacalcin
Exons: 4
Coding region: 1563-1820 (85 amino acids)
Molecular function (GO): calcium ion binding; transition metal ion binding
Source: RefSeq, a predicted model, not a curated record